Cadophora gregata is the source of this 1957-nucleotide messenger RNA. RefSeq lists its product as uncharacterized. The record is from RefSeq and is a predicted model, not a curated record. Bases 123 to 1718 code for a protein of 531 amino acids. NCBI's taxonomy places the organism in Eukaryota, Fungi, Ascomycota, Leotiomycetes, Helotiales, Ploettnerulaceae. The transcript is spliced from 9 exons.
AUUGAAGCUCCAUUGACAAUACCGGAAUUCAAGGACGCUGUUAAAGUAAAAUUCAUCCCAGCGCUUCAACUUUCAGGUUGUUGAGGGUUGUCGAGAUUCGGUUAUCAACUGCGAAAGUAAACAUGGCUCUCAAUCAUCCCAGUCUUGGCAAGAUGCGGGGUCGAGUCUCGGAUGAUGGACAGACAGUGCAAUAUCGCGGCAUCAAGUAUGCACGAAUACCCGGACGAUGGCAAGACCCAGUAUUGCUUGAUGGGCCAUUGAAUAGAAGUGGAGACGGGAAAGAGUUUGAUGCAAGCAAACAUGGGCCUUCGUGUCCACAGCAUCCGGGAGGUCAUGCUUUCGAUCUUUCUCUUGUGGGAGAGGUGGAGCUUGAGAAUGAGAAUACGGAGACAGAUGAGUUUGAAUGUCUUAAUUUGGUAGUGACAGUUCCAAAGGGGGUGAAAGAUGAGGAUAAGCUUCCUGUUUUUGUUUGGGUUCACGGGGGAGGUUUCUCCAUAGGAAGUAGUUGUUGGCCGCAGUACGAUCUGGAGAAAUUUGUGAAAACGUCUGUUGAUAUUGGAAAGCCAGUCAUUGGAGUCUCGAUAAACUAUCGCCUGGGAAUCUUCGGAUUCCUCGCCUCGGAUGAACUUGGCUUGCCAGGCAAUUACGCAUUGAAGGACCAAGCAUGCGCUUUUCAAUGGGUCCAGAAGAACAUUGCAGGAUUCGGAGGAGACCCCAAUAGAAUCACAGCAGCAGGCGAGUCUGCAGGCGGAAUCUGCAUAUCCACCCUCCUCCUCGUCACCACCCCACCCCUCUUCAACCAAGCCAUGAUAAUGUCCGGCGAAAGCACACUCCGCAAAGCGCGCAGACCGAAAUGGCAAAACAACCACUACAACACCAACACCAAACUUCUCGGACUCGAGAACCUGACUUCCGAAGAGAGGAGACGGGCAUUGUAUGAGAUGAGCGCUGAGGAGAUGGUGAAGAAGUUGCCGAUGUUUCAGAAUUGGAGUCCUUGUUUGGAUGGGGAGUUUAUUCGCGAGGAGGUUGAUUUGGGGAUGUUGUCUGAGAAAGGGGGAACAACGGGGCGGCCGGAGUGGUGUGAGAGGGUUUUGAUUGGGGAUGUGGAGCAGGAUGGAACUGUCCUCAAAGCGCGUAUUAUGGAUAAUCCAGACAUUAUGACUAGGCUACAUAAUUCCCUAGCCGCAUCUCUCAGUGCUGAAGAGGGUAAACAAUUACUCGACUCUUACGGAUUAAGUGGAACCUUGACUCCAGAGAAACAGUAUGCUGGACUGCAACAGCUAUCUUCAGAUCUGAGAUUCUACUUCCCAGUUCUCAAGACAGUAGAGGGAUGGGAAAGAGAAAAUUGUUUUCGAUAUCAUUUCCACCAACAAAAUAUCGUAACCGGCCCCUUCAAAAACCUCUCCUCCCACGAACUCGACGUAGCCUACCUCCUCCAGAACUUCCCCAUCUUAAACACGCAGCCUGAGCACGACCGACUCGGGAAAGAAAUGGCCGCUAUAUGGAUCAAGUUCACAUACGGUAACGGUUGGGAUAAGGAGGAUGGGGAGAAGGAAGUGUUGGUUAUUGGGCCGGAUGAGAAGAUGAGUUGGUGGAGUGAGAGGGGGUAUGAUGAGAGGUUUAGGGAGGGGAGGGGAGGGAUGUUGGUGCGGAUGGGGUGGGAGAGGGUUUGUAUGGUGGGGGAGAUGGUGCAGGGUGUUUGGGAGGAGAGGGACUAGCAGGGGGAGGAGGGGAGUGAGUCGAGGCUGUGAGGGUGACAUGAGAAUGAGGAUGAGAAUGAGAUAAAUUGUAUAUACCGCGGUUAAGCAUGUAUAUUUACGCACUCUGAGGAUCUGUACUAUUCUGUUGUUUACCUGACGAUAGAAGCAGUAAAUGUGGGGCCGGCCUGGUAUCGACUCGGUAAAAAAACAUGUGCUCUCGAAUAGCUGGAUCAUUUCAUCAAACAACUGUAUGAACA